AUGGCAGAAGUCAGCGCAUGCAAGUUCAGACACGAGUCUAAGCCCACGUCAAAAGUACCUCAACGCAAACCAUGCCAAUUCUUCGGGACAUCGAAGGGUUGCUUCAAAGGGCGGCAGUGCCAAUACUCGCACGAAAGUGUGGCAGGUAGCGGUGUCGGAACACAUGCAACGCAGUCUACCGCUAGGUCCCAACCACUGACAGAAGUCGAAAACGGCUAUCGAGAGUGGACAUUCCUUAUACCGAGGCAGAAUAUGCGGUACCAAGUUGUGGAGAUUGGAAAAUUCUUCAAGAUGGGCUGGGACCUUACCAGCAAAGGGCAUACAGAGACUGGGCAACAGAUUAUCAAGAAGCUAGCGACUGAGGAGGGUUUGGCCAUGGUCAAGGUCCUUACAGAUGAGCAAGCCGAUGGGGCCACGCUAGAAAUGAGGCUGCGUAUCUUUAAGGACAAAACGCUCCCCUUUUUCCAAACCAUUUCUUACCCGGACGUCCUGUCGUCCCUAAUUUUAGAGACACCACUCGAUACCAUUUUUACUUUCCUUUUCGGCCCAAAUGGUCGUCGCGCUAUCAAUCUGUUCAACUUUACCACUUCCGCUCUUGGUGGCCUUACGUCGGACGGAACAGCCAAAGACGAAGAGCUGGCAUCGAUCGCGGUAACAGCUAGCUUAGCAGUACUGGAGAGAGUUGUUGAGUUAAACCAAAGCGCCCAGGUCACCACCGAACUCACGUCGAUUGCGAACGACUUUUCAGCCACAAUUCCAGAACAAUUCCUCGAGGCCGGAAGCCGAAGCUUAGCCCGUGUUCGCCAACGACUUGGUAUUGGAGCAGCAAUGCCUCUGUCAGAGGGCCGUGCCAUAGAACAAAGGAGCUACCGACCGGUCUUCGAAUUAGGUCAAGACCUUCCUGGCGCGCUAUCUAAAUUAGGUCCACGACAUGAUAACGAUCAUGCAAAUAUCUCCGACAUCAAGAUCCUGCCGAGUACCGAAGAAAUUCAGUCCCCACGAUUGGAGUACCUACCGUCGAGCGAUCCCACGAAGCAUCAUCUCCCAGGCCUAGCGGGCUUACUCGAUCGACAAUUUAGACUUCUACGUGAAGAUACAGUUGGUCAACUCCGAGACGCGGUUCAGAUAGAAUGUAAGCGGCUGAACAAGCCCCUCAACGCCCAAACGCCAUCGCACGGACAGAAAGAUGGCGCUCGGAGCAUUCUCUAUCACAAAGUUGCUCUGCUUCGACUGGAAUUUGAUCGGAAGAAAGGGCUCCAGGUUGUGGCUGAAUUUGACCAACCUACCGCACUUGCGAAGAAAGGAGCUAAAGAGCGAGAAGAGUGGUGGAGGAACACAAAACAGCUACAGUUCGAUGCUUUUGUAUGCUUUGUCUCUUCCACGGGUCGUGCUAUCUUCUUCUCUGUUUGCGAUCCUGCUCCGACACCUCCGCCAGCAACAAAAGAUGGUGAGGAAGAACGUGAAGGUCGAUCAAAUGGAUAUCGCAGAGCUCCGGAUGAGCGACCGAAUCUGUUCCGGGAUGUGAAACGAGCGACGGUGGUGCUUAGCCCGGUGGAGGAUAAUGCGGAAGAUAUCACUUGGAUCAUCAGUAACCUCGGAAAGGCUCACAAGCUACGACACUCACUUGUCGAGUUUCCAGGAGUUCUGCUACCGUCCUUCCAACCAACACUGCAAGCUCUUCAAAAAAUGAGCCGUACCCUCGAUCUUCCUUUCUCUCAACUCAUAGCUCCAGAUAUACAACAUACAGGGGAUCUUGACAUACCUGCCCCUGCGUACUCGCGCAGGCCUGGCUUCACCUUCAAUCUAGAGACAUUGACUGGAGGAGAGCGGCUGAGACUUGCACCUGGACAGCCCUUCGAUCUUACCGCACUUCGUGAGAAAUCCACACUCGACGAUGCACAGCAGCUGUCUGUCAUAGACGCUUUGGGAAGAUGCCUCGCGCUAAUCCAAGGCCCGCCAGGCACUGGCAAGAGCUACACCGGUGUCGCUAUCAUCAAGACCUUGCUGGAAAAUCGUAAUAAAGCUAAGCUUGGGCCAAUAAUAUGUGUAUGUUACACGAAUCACGCUCUCGACCAACUUCUCGAGGAACUGGUCAAGGGUGGUGUGGAGCAGCUUAUUCGUUUGGGAUCGAGAUCGAAAUCAGAGCUCCUCCAGGACUUGAACCUCCACCAUAUAUCAAAGGAAGUCAGGCCCACAAAGGUCGAAGGUCAUGAGAUAUAUGAACUUUAUGAAAAGUUAGACAUCGCUCUUGCCGGAAUCGAGGGGCUCAUGCCAGGCCUUAUGGAUUCAACCCGCUGGAGCAAUGUUAAGGAAUAUCUCGAAGAACACCACAAUAGUCAUUAUGAACAACUUUUCGGGCGAGGAGUUGACGAGCAUGGAUUCCAGGAGGUCCGCGGUAAGAAGUUCAAUAUUUUGCAUAGCUGGAUCAAAGGAGCACCCCAGCGCAUUGCUUCGAGUCGCCCAGUUCCGGAGCUUCUCGGCGUCAAUUUGAAGGAGAUGUCUGGCUCCGAGCGAUUAGCUUUGCACAGAUACUGGGUCCAACAACGCACUCGAGAACUCACCCGCCGUUUCCUACACGUUCUCAAUUCAUAUCAUCAAAUCAGAGACUCGCUUCAAAAGUGCCACCAGGAGCGAGAUCUGCGUUGCCUAUUUGGCGCGCAUGUCAUUGGAGUUACAACCGCUGGCAUGGCACGAAACUUAGAUCUUCUCCGCCGAGUGCGAGCAAAGGUGGUGGUGUUCGAGGAAGCGGGUGAGGUGUUGGAAGCACAUACGCUCACCGCACUCCUGCCUUCGGUCGAGCACGUCAUUCUGAUUGGGGAUCACGAGCAGCUAAGGCCCCAAAUCAACAAAUACGAGUUCCAACACGACAAUCCGAGGGGUGCAAAGUUCUCUUUGGAUAUCUCGCUUUUCGAAAGACUCGUCCAUCCUCAAUCUGGACAUGGGAAGCUUCCUUGCAGUUCGCUGGAGGUUCAGCGUCGGAUGCACCCAUCGAUCGCCGAGCUGGUUAGAUCCACGCUCUAUCCCAAGUUGCAAGAUUACCCCUCGGUAUCGACCUAUCCAGAAGUCGACGGAAUGCGGAAACGUCUCUUCUGGCUCGAUCAUAACGAGAAGGAGGAUUCUUCAUCCUCGAAUUUGGCGCAGUCAUUUUCCAAGUCUAAUGCCUGGGAGGUAGAAAUGACAGCCGCUCUGGUCUCCCAUCUCGUCCGCCAAGGCACCUACCGGAACGAAGAUAUCGCAGUUCUGACUCCUUAUUUGGGACAGUUGCAGAAGCUCAAACAGCGCCUAGGAUCCUCCUUCGCUAUCGUAGUUGGUGACCGAGAUCUCGAAGACUUAGAGACGAAGGGAUUGGAGGACGACAGCGGAGAAGAGACAGUUGCAAUUAAAGGUAAUAUCCGGAAGACGACGUUGUUGAACGCCUUGAGGAUCGCUAGUGUGGACAACUUCCAGGGAGAAGAAGCGAAAGUCAUCGUCAUCUCAUUGGUCCGCAGUAACGACGAGAGGAAGUGUGGAUUCCUCAAAACGUCGAAUCGCAUCAAUGUCUUGCUAAGUCGCGCCCGCCACGGAAUGUAUAUCAUCGGCAACACACAUACCGCACGUCCUGCCCCCAUGUGGGAUAAGGUUAUCACAAUCCUCGAGAAGGACGGAAACAUAGGCCAGACUCUAGCGCUAUGUUGCCCCCGACACAAGGAGACGCCAAUCGAGGUGUCGAACCCUGACGACUUCUCUAUCUUCUCGCCCGAGGUUGCGGACAUGCCUGCAUCAACAAAUGCCAUUCCGAGCCGCUACAUAAUGCCGUUCGGUGUCUGGAACGCUGCCAAAGGAUCAAAAAAGGCUGUGACCACGCCUGUCGUUAUUUUUGCGGAGACCCUUAUUAUCCAUGCAGUGCUACAUGCGGCGCUGCUCUCGGGUGUGGCCACGACUGUAAACAAAAUUGCAGAGACUGCAACACACGAAGUGAAGAUGGCCGUAUCUCGGGCAUCAGUCACGGUAUCUGCAAGGCUCCAUGUGGUAGACCGUACACCACUUGCAGCCAUGCGUGUUCCGAGGCUUGUCAUGGGGAUAAGCCGUGUCGGCUCUGCUUGGAGCCGUGCGAAGUUCGGUGUAGCCAUUCACGGUGCAAAGUGCGCCGAUGAGUCGGUCAAGGACAUGAUGGUUGAUUACAUCAUGGGAUCCACCUACACCGAGACUGAUUUAGACGAAAACCCAUGCAUCAUACCGUCUUGUGGUCACAUUCUCACCCUGGAAAGCAUGGAUGGCCACAUGGAGAUUUCAAAGUACUACACCAUCUCUGGUGACACCGAUGCUGAGGACUCAAUCGUCGCAUUGAAGUCGAGCUCGGUUCCAUUCUCAACCUCAGAGCUGAAAAAUUGCCCCAUGUGCCGUAGCCCUCUUCGCAAUAUCAAUAGAUAUGGCCGCAUAGUUCGACGAGCGUGGAUCGACGAGGCGACUAAGAAAUUCAUUGUUUGGGCAAACGCGCAGUUUGUUCCCUUAGCCUCCAGAAUGGAGCAGGCAGAGGCCAAACUCCGAGAGCCCUUCACCGACAGGAAAAACCCCAAAGCUCCGCUGCUUGGACAGGCGCAGCUAUCUUUAGCGCUUGACAGGCUUUCCCUCGAACCCAUUCGACUUAUCGGAUCUCGUGACGAACAGAUAAAGGUCGUUGUCAAGACCUUCAAAUUAGAUGCUAGAUACAAGGAUAUCUCCUUGCUCCGCAUUGACAUCAGAAGAUUUCUUAAGGAAGUCGACGAAGCAGAGCAACCCAUCAGCCGCAUCCACAGUCUCAUACAAGACGCCCGCAAACAUCGUGGAGUCAACACCGAAAUCACUGACGUACCCUCCGUACUUCAAGUCCGCAAUCGCCUCCUGGCAACAGUGCUACUCCUCCGCUGCGAUUACGCCAUACUCUCCGAUUUUGUCAGUCACGUGAGCGGAACGGCUUCAGGGGAGAACCCCGGAGACGUUCGUCUCAGCCUUGCCGUCAAUCGAAACGACUGCGAGAGCCUGAUACAGGAAUCCCGAUCCCGGCAACAACCCACACACGAAGUCGAAGGCAUCCUAUACUGGGCCCGCUUCGUCGCUUUGGAGCGCGGCCACUCAGCCAGCGUCUCCGAUGCAGACAUGACCACCCUGGUCAAUCGUGCCCACGACCAACUCCACUUCGCACGCAUUAUUUGCGACACUUACCCCGGUCAAACAGCCGGCAUGCCAGCGGAAGUGUCCGGAGCAGAGAAAAUGCUUCGUGACGCGACGUUCUACGAGCCCGUGACGAAUGUGGAGAAGGCAGCCGUGUACGCGGCAAUGGCGCAGAGCUUUCAAGGCACGGGACACUGGUAUUACUGCGCCAAUGGUCAUCCUUUCACAGUGGGCGAGUGCGGCAUGCCGAUGCAGACGGCUAGGUGUCCGCAGUGUGGGGCUACUGUGGGUGGGACGGAUCAUCGGGCUGCGGCGGGGGUGACGCGGGCAAUGGAUCUGGAAGCGGAGUUUGGGAGGUGA
Molecule: messenger RNA, 5490 nt
Organism: Letharia lupina
Lineage: Eukaryota; Fungi; Ascomycota; Lecanoromycetes; Lecanorales; Parmeliaceae
Exons: 5
Coding region: 1-5490 (1829 amino acids)
Biological process (GO): regulatory ncRNA-mediated heterochromatin formation
Cellular component (GO): nuclear RNA-directed RNA polymerase complex
Molecular function (GO): metal ion binding; helicase activity
Source: RefSeq, a predicted model, not a curated record